AUGGUAUCAAGUUUUCGUGUUUCUGAACUACAAGUGUUGUUGGGGUUUGCUGGACGUAAUAAAAGCGGGCGGAAACAUGACCUCCUGAUGAGGGCACUGCACUUACUGAAGAUCGGCUGCAGCCCAGCAGUUCAGAUCAAAAUCCGAGAGCUCUAUAGGCGUCGUUACCCAAAGACGAUUGAAGGACUUUCAGAUUUAUCAGCUAUAAAACCUGCAGUUUUCAAUUUGGACAGUAGUUCCUCUCCUGCUGAGCCUGACCUCACUGUUGCUAGCAUUCACCCACUCUCUUCUUCUUCAGUCACACCUCAGUCUGCUUCCUCACCUGUCAGUUCUGUGUUCCUCCAAGACACUAAGCCCCAUUUUGAGAUGCAGCAGCCAUCCCCUCCAAUUCCACCUGUUCAUCCUGAUGUUCAACUGAAAAGCUUACCAUUUUAUGAUGUGCUUGAUGUGCUCAUAAAACCUACAAGUCUAGUACAGAGCAGUAUUCAGAGGUUCCAAGAGAAGUUUUUUAUCUUUGCUUUAACACCUCAGCAGGUCAGAGAAAUCUGUAUUUCCAGGGACUUCUUGCCUGGGGGCAGAAGAGAUUACACAGUCCAAGUUCAGCUAAGGUUAUGCCUAGCAGAGACAAGCUGCCCUCAAGAAGAUAAUUACCCUAAUAGUUUGUGUAUUAAAGUAAAUGGGAAGCUGUUUCCAUUGCCGAGAUUCAGCUCAGGUGGGGAGAAUCCAACGGGUCGCGCCCAUGCCGCAGUCGCUCCCAGGAGUGGCACGGAGGAGGAUGAUGAUGCAGCUUUGUCCGCUGGUCUGAAGGCGGAGCUGGGGACUGCGUCCUCACGAGAAAUUAGCAGAUUCCAUCUUUUUGGUCCAACACCUCAGGUCCUCUCCCUAGUCAACAUCUUUUUAGAUGGAGACACUGACGAAUUUUGUCCAAUGUUCAGCGGUGAAGGUAGUAGGGUGUCUGGUUCAAUACCAGAGGGAGACACUGAUGAGUCUUGUCCAAUGUUCGGGGGUGAAGGUAGUGGGGAAUCUGGUCCAAUACCAGAUGGAGACACUGACGAAUUUUGUCCAAUGUUCAGCGGUGAAGGUAGUAGGGUGUCUGGUUCAAUACCAGAGGGAGACACUGAUGAGUCUUGUCCAAUGUUCGGGGGUGAAG
Molecule: messenger RNA, 1150 nt
Organism: Pyrgilauda ruficollis (rufous-necked snowfinch)
Lineage: Eukaryota; Metazoa; Chordata; Aves; Passeriformes; Passeridae
Product: E3 SUMO-protein ligase PIAS2-like
Exons: 6
Biological process (GO): protein sumoylation; regulation of transcription by RNA polymerase II
Molecular function (GO): SUMO ligase activity; transcription coregulator activity
Source: RefSeq, a predicted model, not a curated record